AUGAGUUAUAGAGGAAGAGGAGGAGGUUACAAUAACAACAGAGGUCAAUUUUCCUCGGGUCCACACCAGCACCAACAAAAUGUCGAUUCAUUCGUAGCAGCAAACCAAUACCCAAUUGAAAUAAUGGGAUGGAAUGGUGCGAGUCUGGGUGAAUGUAUAAAUUUCAUAUCUAGAAAAUGUAAGGUCAUUGUAUCAAACUAUUCCGUUGAUUCGAACAGUGGUGUUUUGAAAGGAUAUGUAAAGAAUGAAUCGCAAGCUAACACAUUAUUGAAUUGGUCAGGGGUGAAAUUUGCUGGACAAUCUUUGAGAUUUUCUAAAGGUGUAUCAAAUAUAUCCAAUCAGAUGGGAGGCGGGGCAUCGACAGGCUCUCAAUCUACUAUUGAAACAAUUUCCCAGUUUUUGAAAGCUAGAUACCAACCAGAAAUCAAGAUGUUAAAUCUAAGCAAUGUGAAACAGGAUCCAACUUUGACUGCUCAAGGUUUUUUUGGAUCACUAUCUGUGAGUUCAAAAUUUUUCCCAGCAUUGAUGAAAGUAGCAAGUGAUUUGAAAUUGGACGUUGACAGCAUUGAUUUGUCCAACAAUGAACUUCAAGAUUUACAAACCUUAACGUCGAUGGCACAGACAUUCCCUAAAUUACAAAACCUUUCCUUACAGAAUAACAAUUUCACCAAGAUCAAAGUUUUCGAAACAUGGAGACAUAAAUUAAACUUUUUGAGGGAAUUGAUCUUGUUUAACAAUCCUAUUGUGCAAACAAAUGACCCUGCAGAGAUUCAGACCAUCAAGUUAGAGUUGAUGAAAAGUUUCCCGAGAUUGGUAGUAUUGAGUGGCGAAAUAUUAAGAAAUGAACAAGUUUUGAUUGCCAAUCUUUCAUUUCCAUUCGAGUCUCCAGAAACAAUGUUUUUCCAAGAUGAAGAUUCAAGAAAUUUAGCGACAAACUUUAUUGCAAAUUAUUUGAAGUUAUGGGAUGCAAAUCGUUCAGAAUUGAUGAUUUUAUAUCAAAAUGAGUCACAAUUUUCAAUGCAAGUAGAUUCAUCACACCCACAUCUCAUUGAAAGUGGAAAUUCCGGUUAUUCUGGAAGUACAGACUUUGGUUACUAUUUAAACAACUCGAGAAAUUUGACCAGAGUCUCGUCAAUCAAAGCAAGAAUGGCCAAGUUAUCUAUUGGACAAGAACAGAUUUAUAAGAGUUUCCAACAGUUACCAAAAACCCGUCAUGAUAUAAUAGCGACACCAGAACUAUUUAGUAUGGAAGUAUACAAGUUCCCUACCUUAAAUGGAAUUAUGAUAACUUUACAUGGAAGCUUUGAUGAAGUCGCACAACCUGAAGUUGACGGGAGCGCUUCAUCCGCUCCCUCAGGUCCAAGGGGUGGUUCAAGGUAUCAUUCAGGGCCAAAGCACAAGAGGAUCCCGCUAAGCAAGAAGAGCUUUGAUAGAACAUUUGUUGUGAUACCUGGUCCAAAUGGAAGCAUGAUAGUGGCCAGUGAUACUUUAUUAAUAAGACCAUAUACCAGUGAUUUCCCAUGGAAAGUACAAAAAUUGCCUUCCAAUCCAACUGCCGCUACACCAGGUGUUUCAGCCACCUCAACUCCGUCACCACUCCCACCAACAACAAUUACAACUCCACAACUAGCACCACCUGGUACCGGACCAACUACAGCAGAUUUACCAGCAGAUAUAAAGGCUCGAUUAAAUCAAAUACAGCAAGAGUUGUUGGUGAAGAUAUUGCUAGAGACAAAGUUAAACAUUAACUACGGAAUAAUGUUAUGCGAACAGAGUAACUGGGAUUAUCAACAAGCAUCAGUCAAUUUCAAAAACUCGGCUGCUUCUUUGCCUAGUGAUGCAUUUGUACAAUAG
This is a messenger RNA of Candida albicans SC5314, 1854 nucleotides long. RefSeq names its product Mex67p (gene MEX67). Gene Ontology annotation, cellular component: nucleus. Gene Ontology annotation, biological process: poly(A)+ mRNA export from nucleus. Gene Ontology annotation, molecular function: RNA binding; protein binding. The transcript has a single exon. The coding region runs from base 1 to 1854 and encodes 617 amino acids. NCBI's taxonomy places the organism in Eukaryota, Fungi, Ascomycota, Pichiomycetes, Serinales, Debaryomycetaceae. The record is from RefSeq and is a predicted model, not a curated record.